Molecule: messenger RNA, 4284 nt
Organism: Monascus purpureus
Lineage: Eukaryota; Fungi; Ascomycota; Eurotiomycetes; Eurotiales; Aspergillaceae
Source: the annotation of a GenBank genome assembly
AUGGCCUUCGCAUCUAAUUCGAUGGGGAUGCAUGGCCUCAAUCCAGCAGAGAUGGGACCGGAGCUAUCUGAUGUGGCUACGAAUGAAGUCGGUUUUAAGAGUAUCUCUGGUGAUUGCAACGUCCGAUUACUUCCUACCCCCUGGCCUGCCGAUACCCUUCCCCCACCAACGUCCGCACUCCUGGGCGUCGCGUCGACCAAGGGAAUAGUCGUCGGUGCCGGUCCCGAUUGUCUGGCAAUUUCCAGAACAGAAGACAUCAGGAAGGCAAUCUCAGCGCCGUCAGGCGAAGAAAAGAUUAAGACGAAGCCCUUUGAGCCCCAGUCGAAGAUACCUCUUCCGGCACGACCUACCCAUGUGGCCUUCUGUUCAGGUGACAACGCAUUGCUUCUGGCUGUGGAAAAUGGAGCACAGGUAUCAAUUUACGAGACAGAGAGCUUGUUACAGCCAAAUGCGCAACCGGGAUUUUCCAUUCCUACAAACGGUGUCAGCUUGCGUGGUGUAUUCCCAAACCCCGCGCCGCCGCCCGAUGCCCAUUCUCCUCUCGUUGCCUUGGUUACUAUGAACGGCGAUCUACUAAUAGCAAAUUUACAAGCGAGGAAUCUCGUUACUGGGCCCAAUGGUCCUGUAUUAAAGAAUGGGGUCAGUUGCGUUUCAUGGAGCACCAAGGGCAAACAACUCGUGGCGGGACUUGGGGACGGUACUCUAUAUCAAAUGGCCCCCGAUGGUGCCAGGAAGGAUGAGAUACCACGCCCCCCUGAUCUAGAACCCAACUGCCAUGUUUCGUCAAUAUCAUGGCUUGAGAAUGACGUUUUCUUAAUCGUCUAUACCCCGAACUCCGCCGAGGAUGAUAUGGGGUCUAACCCUCCAUCAUCAUAUUACAUUGUUACCAGGCGGAAACAGGCCCCGUUCAUGUUUCAGAAGCUGCCCGAUUUGUGUUUGCCGUUCGGCAUGAAGCGUACACCUGCAUAUCAAUUUAUCGCGCGCAUGAGAGAUUUCAAACCACACUUGAAGGAUCUCUUAAUCCUCGCAUCUACCGCUUCAACGGACGUGGGACUCAUAACAAGAUCGGACCAACCGCUAUCAGAUGACGAUGCUGCCAAGCAGACUACAGGCCUUUUCACAACGACGGAGAUAAUCGAUGAUACCAAGCGAGCUGAGAUCCCAUUGACUGAAGCUGGCGAGGAGACUUCCGUGAUAGGUUUCGGACUUGACCUUUCGAGCACAGAGAAUGUCGUGUCACCAAUACCGGGAGAGGAAAUUUCAGAAAGCUCGACCCCUCUUCCUAAUCUUCUACUACUUAAUAACGACGGGAUUUUGUCCUCUUGGUGGUUUGUGUAUUCGGACUCAAUCCGGCAGAAAAUGGCGUAUCAUGGCCUGUCCACUUUGAGCACAGGCCCACAGCAGCAGCCACAGCAACCAGCUGCAUUUGGUACUCCUUCGCCGUUCGGCGCGCAGCUAGGCUUUGGAAAAUCCUCUGCUACUCCAGCCUUUGGCACGCCGUCUGCAUUGGGCGGCAAUCGACCGAGUACUUUUGGGACGCCCUCGGCCCUUGGCGGUGGUCCUGUCUUAGGCUCUUCUGUAUCAAAACCUUCUUUUGGUACCCCCAGCCCCCUGGGGCGUGCUACGCCGCAAUUUGGCCAGUCUGGUUUUGGGGCUUUGGGCCAGACACCUUCCCUAGGCCAGCCGUCAACCCCUGGCUUUGGUUCCAUCUCUGGGGGUGGAUUUGGUUCAUAUGCGAAGGGUGGCGGAUUCGCUAGUCUUGCCCCACAGACUCCUCCAGGGAAUCCAUUCGGAAAGCUGGCUGCAGAAAGUCCCUUUUCGAAGCUGUCAGGAACUUCUCCUUUUGGCCUCACCGCGAAUAAGGACACAGCUUUCACCCCCCAGAAAUCCAAAGACUCCACGUCCACGGGCUUUGGCUUACCUCCAGGUGGCUUCGUCCUUGGAUCGACAUUCAAGGGUGAUGGCAGCGCUGUUAAUGAUGGACCGAAGCCGGAAAAGCCUUCCGGAAUGUUCACCUUAGGCGGGGAUUUGGACGAGAUGGUUUCAACCCCAACCAAAGCUAGCCCACCGACUGAGGCUAUGGAUGAUAUGGAAGAUGAAUCUACUGCACCAGAGCAAUCCCCAUCUCUGUCAAAGGAACCAACGCCGACUUCGCUCGGACAGGCACAGGCACCACUAUCCGGCGCUCAAAUGAAAACCGAGCAAAUCGCAAGUGCUGCCCACGUCGACAAAGCUCUACCGCCAGAAAAGACGCCCUUUGGGGGGUUGGCACCGAAACAGGAGCCAUCAGUGAUGGAGUUACCACUCCCACCUGAUUCGACUAGCAAGGCAGUUUUUGGCCCGGGUGACACAUCUGCAUCCUCGAAUGUCUCUAAGAGCUCCGUUGAAGACGCACCUCUUCCUCCAGAUUUCCUUACGCAACCAAAACCUGCCCCCAAAUCCGCAGGCGAGCCUCCUCUACCUCCCGAUUUCGUAGCGCAGCACAAGAAGACGGAGAAGCCGGAGCCAGCUCUCGAAGAGCCGCUACCUCCAGAGCCCAGUCCUAAGGAAGAACAACCCAUUUCGCAAUCCCUACCUGAAGAUGACGAAUCUGAGCCUGCGGAAAAAGAGUCCGGGGCGGAGGAAGGAGACUCUGAGGCGGAGGAAAGUGAGUCUGAGAGAGAAGCAGAAGAAUCAGAUUUUGCAGACAGCGGCGAGGAGAUUACACAUGAAGUUAGCCCUACGGAGGAAGAACCAGACCUUAGAGUGCGGAGUCUUAAAACCUCGCCGGAAAGUUCCUUUGGGGCGCCACUGGACAAAAGCCCUGGAGGGGAUCUGUUUUCGAGGAUUUCCAAACCUGAAAAAGUGUCGCAGCUAUUCGGAGAGGUUAAACCUCAUUUCCCACCUGCUCAGAAGGCUCGCGAAGUUCCAAGGUCGCCCAGCCCGGUACGAGUAGGUAUUCCCGGGAGGCUAUUACGGCCUGAGGGCCACAGGUCGAUCAGCGCCCCCUCGGUACCUGGAGCUACUUUGGCUGCCCGCAAAGCUGCCCUUACGGAUUCAGCACAGCGUGAUCACCGCCUAGAACCGCGACCCAGUUCCAUUGCCAGAGAAGAACAGGCCCGAUAUGUGGCUCAAGCGCGACGCGAGGCAGAGGAGGAAAUGCUGUCCCUCUCAGAUGAUGACGAAGACGAAAGGCUUCGUUCUGACUUAGCGCAACCUGCUGAGCCGGUUCCUACGCUUGAUCCCUUUCUUCCUCACCAAGACUACACAGGCGGGACGAGCAAGCCAGGAGUCCCAGGUCAAAUUGAAAAGCUGUAUCGAGACAUCAACUCGAUGGUGGACACCUUGGGCAUAAAUUCUCGGUCAUUAAUAUCAUACCUUCUAUAUCAACAAAUGCCAAACCAGUCGAAUUACAAAACAUUGGAGAAUAUCCUCCUUGGAGACCAGCCAACAGAUAUUUCGGAGGAGAAACUCCUGUUCGUUGAUAUCGAAAAACUGGAUGAUCUUGUUUCCAGCCUUUCCCAAUCGCUUGAUGAGCGUCGAGUGAAAGGCGUGGAGGAGAAGUUGAAGCAGUGUGGAGACAUCCUGAGCAACGAUGUCUUGACUCUACGAGCUCAGUGUGCUGGGAUCCAGAGAAUAUUAGAUACGCAUACGAACCCAGCCUCUAUUCUCUCGGCACCUCUUUCUGCGGAACAGAUCAACCUUCAACAAGAUCUACGGUCAGCUUCUACGGUUUUCCAGGCCAAGUUAGCAGAACUAGAGCAAGGAGUAUCACUUCUGCGUGCCAGAAUUGCUGACGCAGCCCCUGACCCAGUUACCGGCGUCCGUAAAGCGGCAACGAAGCGGCCAACUAUAGAGGCCGUUUCAUCCACCAUUUCAACAAUGAUGGGCAUGGCGGAGGCGAAAAGCGGCGACAUUGAUGUUUUGGAAGCUAAAAUGAAGAAACUGGGGAUUGAUAUCUCAGGGCCAUCGCCGAGCAGCCGGGAAGGAUCACCAUUCACGACACCGAAAAAGGCUCUGGGCCGAAUUCCUGUUACUCCUGGAUCUCGUGGUUCCAGGGACGAAGCCAUAACCGCUUAUCAUACCCCAGAUUCUGCCAGUCGAGGCUUGCCUUUCCGAUCCAGCAUUAACGGCUCAGCUAGGGCGAGCAGACUCCGAAAUAUGCAGGUCGCUGGAGAUUUUGUGGUGCGGCAAGAAGGUGAAAGGUGGAAAGAAAAGGCGCGGCGCAGGAGAUGUCUCCUUGACAAUCUAAAACACGCGAUGGACGAGAAGAAGUCGAAGGUCAGAGGUAUAGAUGACCCUUAG